This is a messenger RNA of Aspergillus mulundensis, 1635 nucleotides long. RefSeq lists its product as uncharacterized. The transcript is spliced from 3 exons. NCBI's taxonomy places the organism in Eukaryota, Fungi, Ascomycota, Eurotiomycetes, Eurotiales, Aspergillaceae. Gene Ontology annotation, molecular function: DNA binding. Bases 1 to 1635 code for a protein of 544 amino acids. Gene Ontology annotation, cellular component: nucleus. The record is from RefSeq and is a predicted model, not a curated record.
AUGGACACGGAGACUCCCCAUGCCCAGGACAACGGCUUCACUCAGUCUCCUUGGAUGGAUAUGGGCGGGUUCCAUCCGUCCCAGCAACAUUCGCCUCCAUUGGAUUAUCACGGCUUUGGAUACCCAGUUCAUGUACCUCUAGAUGCGUCCUACGGCGUCACGAUACCACCGCCUUAUGCGCCACCUGCGUUGCCCAUGACGGUGCCUUCCAAUGCCUGGCCCAGCAUGCUUACCACUACCUCUCAACCGCCUUUCCAGCACGCCGAGCACCCAGUGGCUCCGGUACCUAUCGCCCCAUCUGUAUCUCCAAUUGCGGUAGUUCCACCCCCUAGGAAGUCGUCCACGAGUAGCGCAACGCCACGGAGAACUCUUACCGACGAUGACCGACGGAGGAUGUGUAUCUACGCCGAGGAGAAUAAGACCGCCAAACAGAGUGACAUUGGAGCACUUUUUGGUGUCGAACGAAGCACUGUCUCAAAAGUCCUGCGGCAUAAGGACAAGUAUCUCAACCCCGAGGAUGGAAGUCGAUCACCUAUCAAAAGGGCCAAGGGCCGAGUGCCUGACAUUGAAAAAGCCCUGUCCAACUGGGUUAGGAACUAUCAGCGCGGAGGCCAUGGCCUAACCGAUGAAAUGAUUCGAGAAAAGGCUCUUUUUUUCGCCAACACUUGUGGUUCGGACGGGAAGGAGAAGGUCCUGAGCACUAGCUGGUUGGAGAAAUUCAAGCAUAAGAAUGGCUUGCUGGGAGCUAAGGUUCGAAAGGGCUCAUUCGGAGCAAAGAGCGAACCCGAGAGCCCAACUGGCCUGAGCCCAACCGGUCUGAGUAUCAACUCGGCUCUAGCAUCUGCUGUGCACUCACCCACUGUGCUUUCGCCCAUUUCACCUAGGGGUACUGGCUUCAUAUCUCCUUCACCGUUGUCACCCGCCCAGAGCCACGAAAACAUCAGAGGGAGUAUUUCCAUCGGGCCUACGGAUCUUGGAAUUGACUUUCAACAUUCGCACUCUCGGAUCUCGCUCGAUACUAGCUCUUCUUUCUCCCCAACAUCCACACUGCUGACCGAGAGUCCGUUCACUCCAUCCAGUCAGUCCCGUAUCUCUCCCACGGACGGAAACGCCAGCAGACCUAGAAGCCAGACAUUCCCACUCGCCAACGCGGAUCCUCUCUCUAUGCCCGCGGACGAUCCAUCCGAACCGACAUCUGCCAUGAAGGGACUUUUACCCGCUGCAAUGGAGGACGCUGUUGGAGAGGGCAAUGAUCAGAAAAUCUCCCUCAACAUCGACACAUCCGCUGGCACGAUUAAACGCAACCGAAGCAACCCAGACAUUCGGGCCAGAACUAUCUACCCUCCGUCAUAUUCGAAGUCUACGACCGUCUCCCCGAUUAGCUCUCCAGGAUCCCCGACUCAGGACGAAGCCCGCAAGGCUUUGGAGCUGGUGGUAAACUAUUUUGAGCACCAGAGCACUGGAUUAGGCGCCCAAGAAGCCCUUACCAUCGGCAAACUACUGGAGAGGUUACAGCUCGCCCAACAGCAGCCUACGCUACCAGGGGGUCUCACUCGUAUCGACGAGCACGACGACGCCCCCGCACCUCAUCAACCUCGUCUCACCAAGAAGCGAAGCAUCCAUAAUUUUGGUUAA